UGUCGCCAUCGAUCAAUGACAUUUUGUGUAGUUGAAUUUAUUGAUAUAAAGCGUUAAUGUAAAUAAUAAACAAUUUUUACUUAAACAUCGGCUUUCAGUCGAUAUGUAUGCCAAGGGCAAAGGCUCUACGGUACCUUCGGACGCACAGGCUCGUGAGAAAUUAGCCCUUUAUGUGUACGAGUACUUACUACACGUCGGGGCGCAGAAAGCCGCGCAGACUUUCCUUUCGGAGAUCCGAUGGGAGAAAAAUAUAACACUCGGCGAACCGCCUGGGUUCCUUCACUCAUGGUGGUGUGUCUUCUGGGAUCUUUACUGUGCGGCGCCAGAGAGGAGAGAUACUUGUGAACACUCAUCGGAGGCGAAAGCUUUCCACGACUAUGGCUUUGUCAAUUCUGGAUAUGGUGUCAAUGGAAUCGGUCACAACGCUGGCCCAGCACCACCCAAUGACGGAAUGGGUGGUGGAGGUAUGCCUCCCGGAUUCUUCCCCAACUCAUCACUACGACCGUCACCGCCAGCUCCGCACCCGGGCUCGCAGCCCUCACCACAUGGACCGCAGCCACAAUUAUCACACAUGGGCACUGGACAACCUUUUAUAGGACCUUGGUACUCCGGAGGACCACGAUCAGCAGUGAGAAUGGGCAUGGGCAAUGAUUUUAAUGGGCCACCUGGCCAGGGUAUGAUGGGCAACUCGCUGGAGCGGGGCGGAAGCGGCGCGAUGCUGGGGGGGCCGCGCAUGACGCCGCCGCGCCCUGGCAUGGGCCCCAUGUCCCCGGGCACCUACGGCACUGGCAUGCGCGGCCCGCCACCUCAGGGACCAGGUAUGCCACCAAUGGGAAUGGGGCCCAGAGGCGCGUGGGCCGGCGGCAGCGGCGCGGCGGGGGGAGGCUCGGCCCCCCUCAACUACAGCGGGGGGUCGCCCGGCGCGUACGGAGCCCCCCCAGGAUCGAACGGCCCACCCGGACCACCAACACCGAUAAUGCCAAGCCCACAGGACUCGUCAAAUUCCGGCGGCGACAACAUGUACACGCUGAUGAAGCCGGGCGGCGCGAUGGGGGCGGAGUACCCCAUGGGCGGCGAGCACCCCGCGCCGCAGCACAUGCCCCCCGCCAACAACGAAGGUUUGGGAGGAGUAGACGGUAUGAAGUCGUCGCCGGGCGGCGUCGGCGGGGGAGGGCCGGGGACUCCCCGCGAGGACUCGGGCUCCGGGAUGGGCGAUUACAACUUAGGUUUCGGUGGGCCCGGCGGCGACCAAAACGACCAGACGGAAUCGGCGGCCAUUUUAAAAAUAAAAGAGAGCAUGCAGGAGGAGGCCAAGCGGUUCGAGAAGGAUCCCGACCACCCGGACUAUUUCAUGCAGUGAAUGUGCAAAAUGCGCCAACCCACGUCACUUGCGGGUGACAUCGUCAUUUAGUGUCAUCUGGUGACGACAGUGUCAUCUGGUGGCAGAGUCAUUGGGUGACGGCAUCGUCAUCUAGUGGCAGAGUCAUCUGGUGUCGAUAUCGUCAUCUGGUGGCGGAGUCAUCGGGUGACGGUAUUGUCAUCUAGUGGCGGUGUCAUGUGACUUACCAUUUUUGGCGCCAAUUUUACCAAGGUGUUAAUCCAUUAAAUGUGUUUCUUUCGUUCUUCGUAAUGUUGGAAGAUAUAUUAACAUUAUAUAUACUAACAUUAUCGCGUUGGUGAAAUUGGAGCUAAGGUCUAUUUGCGCCAGUCUGUGUUGUUUAAAUAUCAUGUAUAUUCCUUCGUAUUUAUGAAAGAGAAGAGAUAAUAUUCGACAAAGAAAUGGGACGGGCGCAAGUGGGGUAUUAGUUACCGUCCUUUACACAUAGAUUGUUAAGAACGUCACAAACUUAGUACAUUAUUUAAUACAUUCGUAACAUGUGUUUCUACGGCUACGUGUAAAGGACCUUAAUUAUGCAUACCAACAGUCGAAUCUGCUACUUAAAUUCAUCAUUACAGCUUUGAUAAAAUUUCGAUUUUGAUUCGCUAUAGGAAUGUCACCUAACGUCAAGCGAGUUCUGAUUGGUCAAAAUUCCAGAAUGACAUUCUCUCGUACGUGAGAAUAAUAUUUUCCUGUUUGAAUCCAAACAUUAUCAGAGCUGUAUUAAGUUGCGUUUCCACAAAGAUGUGUUGCGAGGAAUGUGUUUUUAAGAUCCAAUAGGAUCGCCGCGCAGAGCGAUUUCAU
Molecule: messenger RNA, 2182 nt
Organism: Aricia agestis (brown argus)
Lineage: Eukaryota; Metazoa; Arthropoda; Insecta; Lepidoptera; Lycaenidae
Gene: Ssdp
Product: single-stranded DNA-binding protein 3
Exons: 7
Coding region: 104-1360 (418 amino acids)
Biological process (GO): positive regulation of transcription by RNA polymerase II
Cellular component (GO): nucleus
Molecular function (GO): single-stranded DNA binding; protein binding
Source: RefSeq, a predicted model, not a curated record